UACUACAGCUGACAGUUGGCGAGCCUGAACGUCGAAAUACACGCAUUCGGGCGAGAGUGAGACGCGAAAUUUUUCGUGUUCCUGCAUAAAUACAUACGACGAUUAUGAGCGAGUCCCAGUCGAAGAAAACGAGGAUCAUGAGUUCGUUGAGUCAAUUGAAGGACCUGACCACGGUGGUCGCCGACACCGGCGAUUUUCAUGCUAUGGAGCAAUUUAAGCCUACAGAUGCAACGACAAAUCCAUCAUUGAUUCUUGCUGCUGCUAAUCAAAAGAAAUAUGCUCAUUUAAUUGAAAAGGCUGCUGAAUAUGGCAAAAAGUCUGGAUCUACUUUGGCUGAGCAAGUUGAAGCAGCUCUUGAUGUCACAUGUGUUUUAUUUGGCAAGGAAAUCUUAAGUAUAAUACCCGGGAGAGUUUCAACAGAAGUAGACGCUAGAUUAUCUUUCAAUAAAGAAGCCAGCAUUGAGAAGGCGAAAAGAUUGAUUGCUCUGUACGAGGGACUUGGAGUGAGCAAGGAACGCGUCUUGAUCAAGCUUGCGUCAACUUGGGAAGGCAUUCAAGCUGCAAAAGAAUUGGAAGAAAAAUAUGGGAUCCAUUGCAAUUUGACAUUAUUGUUUUCUUUUGCACAAGCUGUCGCUUGCGCAGAGGCUGGAGUCACUCUCAUUUCACCAUUUGUUGGUAGAAUUCUGGAUUGGUAUGUGGCGAAUACAGAUAAAAAGACAUAUGAAGCAAAGGAAGAUCCAGGUGUUAUUUCUGUAACGAAAAUUUAUAAUUAUUAUAAGAAAUUCGGUUACAAGACAGUUGUGAUGGGUGCUUCAUUUAGAAACGCUGGUGAGAUUAAAGAACUCGCGGGCUGUGAUUUUCUUACUAUAAGUCCCAAAUUAUUGGAAGAAUUAGAGGAAAGUAAAGAUCCUAUUCGCAAAGUUUUGAACGUGGAAUCAGCGAAAAAAUGUGAUCUUCAAAAGAUUAGCUUAGAUGAGGCUGAAUUUAGAUGGCUCCUGAACGAAGAUCAAAUGGCGACCGACAAAUUAAGCGAAGGCAUUCGCAAAUUUGCCGCUGACGUGCGCAAACUCGAAAAAUUAUUGCAAGAAACAAUUCAGAGUUAAAACAAUGAAGAAUAACAGAAAGUAAACUUAACUGUACAACAAUAUAAUAAUGUGGGCAUAAUCGAAUGUACAAAUACAUUCCUAUUGUUUAUAUUUGUAAAAUAAUUAGUUUAUAUACUUGAGUACAAAAAAGUGGAAAAAAGGAAUAAGGUGGAAUAAAUGAGAUAUAUAUUUUUAGAAAUA
Molecule: messenger RNA, 1286 nt
Organism: Camponotus floridanus (Florida carpenter ant)
Lineage: Eukaryota; Metazoa; Arthropoda; Insecta; Hymenoptera; Formicidae
Gene: Taldo
Product: transaldolase
Exons: 6
Coding region: 105-1103 (332 amino acids)
Biological process (GO): pentose-phosphate shunt; carbohydrate metabolic process; pentose-phosphate shunt, non-oxidative branch
Cellular component (GO): intracellular anatomical structure; cytoplasm
Molecular function (GO): transaldolase activity
Source: RefSeq, a predicted model, not a curated record